CUGCCGAGCGCGUCGGUUCACUGACAGUAAUGUGUUGUGUUGCGUUCCGUUACGAAAAAACAUCAUUGUAAAACCAUAGUGUUGUGGAUAUUGUGUACAUAGUGAGAUUGUGCUAUUUUGGCUGGUGAUGUUCUGUGUUAUGUUUGCUAAAGUGUCGGAUUUGUCUUGAACAGUUUGGAACGGGUACCGCCUGCGACGGACGCCUUUUCUCUCGAUCACGGGAUAUCAUUAAGAUUCAACAAGAAAAUGAGGCGAGCUGAGCACACGAGAAAAUGAAUAAAACCAACACUAUGAUCGAAGAAGGAGGGGUGCCGAAACCUCUCGAAAACAAAAUACUAACAAAGAGAAAGAGUCUUCUAGAUAUCAAAAAUCUUCUAGAAGACAGAGGAGGCCAUGUCAAUGAUAGAGAUAGGAGUAGUAUGGAGAAGGACAAAUUUAGUAGUGUUUCGGAUUUAGACAAUAGUUGUAGUUUUGGUGAAAUUAGUGUUAAUAGUUUUAAUGGCCGGUGUUGGAGGUUUAAGACGAUACUGUUGGUUUUAUUAGUGACGAUAUUCGUGGAUACGAGACUGCAAGCUGAGGCGAGAGGUUCAGAACCCCGGUACGAGACAGCAUAUGCAUGCGAGGGAAAAACGUUGAAGAUUGGAUGCGGAGAAGGCUCUGUGAUACAUUUAAUACGGGCCAACUAUGGAAGGUUCUCGAUCACCAUAUGCAAUGACCAUGGCAAUACCGACUGGAGUGUCAACUGCAUGUCGACGAGGAGUUUACGAGUCUUACACAGCAGAUGUAGCAUGCAUCAAAACUGCAGUAUAUUGGCCAGUACGAAUAUGUUUGGAGAUCCAUGCCCUAACACAUUGAAAUAUUUAGAAGCCCAUUACCAGUGUGUACCAGCAUCAACAACAAGUACGACAAGCCGACCAUCACCGCCUUGGUUGAUUACAUCACAACCAACCGUGUGGCGGUCUACUGCAUCAACAGUUCCUAAGAAUCCGGUGCUCACCCAGCAAGAGAAGAAGAAACCGACAGUGAUCACCCCGCCUACAUUCAGACCACAUAUCACUUUACCACCUGAAGUGCAACUCGGGAAUAUUGGGACAAAGAAGACAACAACUCGGCAGCCAGACUCGUCGUCAGAAGUGGAUCCACAAAUUCCAUUGGAUAUUGCUCCAGUUAUAAAGGAAGACACGCAAAAGACUGAAUCAGAUAUAACUAACAUUGACAAACCGAAGGAAGAAGAAAACGAACCAGCUGCAGUAACUGACGAGACGCUGCAGUGGGUGCCAAGGGAUGAGGAUUUAGAAGCCACACCUUCAGCACAUAUCCCAGCAAAAGGACAUCGACCUGAUCUUCUUGAAGAUGAUUUCGCUAAAGUUUUCUCUACAAGUGCAACACCAGCUCUGGGUCGGAGGGCAUACUGCCAACAAGUGAACGCACGAGGACUUCAUUGGAAUUGGACCAUGGCUGGUACAUAUGCUGUUCAGCCAUGUCCUGGAGGAGCAACUGGACUGGCCCGAUGGAAAUGCACGCUAAGUACUCAUCAGCACAUAGAAGAAGAGCAUCCUAGGCGUCGGGUUUCAGGACUGCAAUCUGGAGAGAACUAUCACGACUUGGGGCUGGAUCAGCCAAACGAAAGACAACUACAACUUAUCAGGCGACUAGGCUCUGAAGCAUUACUAAAAGGUCGUGAUGGCGACUCUCCAGAGCAUUUAAUUGACUACCGAGGGAACGCCAACGUUCCUGAUGCUGCAGCUUCCACCCACAACCUGCCUUCAAAUGGAGACUAUGUUUACACCGAUGCAAUUCCAGAAUGGCACGAACCUAAUCCAGAUUUAAGCGAAUGUCGAUCUGUUUGGUUGAAUAGCUUAGAAGCAAGAGUAAGAGAAGGCGAGUCUCUUCUUAGCAUCAGUAACGACCUGGCUCAGGUGACGUCAUCAAAGACUCUGUACGGCGGUGAUAUGAUGACAACAACGAGUAUUAUGAAGAAGUUAGCACAGAGAAUGUCACAGAAUGUUCAAACAUUUCCCGACCCUCGACAGAAGGAAGCCAUUGUCACUGAUAUGCUACUGGGAGUGAUAAAGACAGGAUCGAAUCUUCUAGAAGAAAGUCAACGUGCCUCGUGGUCGGAUUUAAGCGUGGAUGCUCAGAACAGAGUUGCCAGUGCACUGCUCACUCAGCUAGAAGAAAACGCAUUCUUACUGGCUGACGCUGUAACCAAAGAAAAGACAAUACUGCAAAUUGUUAAAAAUAUAUGUCUUUCCGUUCGUGUUUUGGAAGUAAAGAAUGUGGAGGAUGAAACGUUUCCUUCUCUCAUAGCACAAGAGCAGUGGAAGGCUUCUGAAGAUACCAUCACCAUUCCCAAAGCUGCUUUAUUAGAAAACCAUCAGGUAGACCUCGUUCGGAUUGUGUUCUUCGCUUUCGAUCGUCUGGAAGAGAUCCUGCCGCCAACAUUCGGGAAGACUCCACAGUUUGCCGCUUAUAACUCUGAUCCUGCAUCAUCAAUUAGCAUUAACUCUGAGAAGGAGAAGAAAAAUGUUACUAGAGUUCUUAACUCAAAGGUGAUAUCAGCCAGUUUGGGCAACGGUCGGCAUAUUCAGCUAUCCCAAAUGGUAAAGCUAACCAUGAAACAUCUAAAGACAGAAAAUGUAACCAACCCGGCUUGUGUCUUUUGGGAUUAUACAUUGCAUGGUUGGUCACCAGAAGGUUGCCAAGUGGAGUGGUCCAACCUCACACACACCGGCUGUGCCUGUUCUCAUCUAACCAACUUCGCGAUACUAAUGGACGUUCACGGCGUUUCUAUUGGCGCAAAACACGAAAUGGCGUUACGGCUGCUUACGUUCAUUGGCUGUGCGAUAUCUGUGGUCGCGUUAUUGGCCGCCAUUUUGGUUUUUCAGUGCUUUAGAAAUAUGAAGUCGGACAGAGUGCUGAUACACAAAAACCUGUGUGUUUGCCUGCUGAUAGCCGAGGUUGUGUUUAUGUGUGGCAUUGAUCAAACACAAGACAGGAUAGUCUGUGGGGUCAUUGCCGGCCUCUUACACUAUUUCUUCUUGGCAGCCUUCGCUUGGAUGUUUCUGGAAGGUUUCCACCUAUACGCAAUGUUGGUAGAGGUAUUCGAACCCGAGCGACCUAGAGCUCGUUGGUACUGCAUUGGGGCCUACCUGUCUCCAGCGGUGGUGGUUCUGGUCUCCGCAGCUGCAUAUCCGCCAGGGUACGGCACUCCCACUCACUGCUGGUUGUCCACCGACAGAUACUUUGUUAUCAGCUUUGUGGGACCCGUCGCUGUUGUGCUACUCGCGAACUGGAUAUGUCUAAGCAUGGUUAUAUACAUGAUGUGCAAUCAUUCGACUGUUUCCAUCAAAGCCAAGGAGAACUCUAAAUUAUACAAAAUAAGGGUAUGGCUGAACAGUUCCGUGGUGCUAGCCUUCUUGCUAGGCCUCACCUGGACGUUCGGCCUGCUGUACAUCAACGAGCAGUCUGUAGGCGUGGCGUACGCGUUCACGAUACUCAACUCAUUACAGGGACUCUUUAUAUUUAUCUUCCAUUGUUUGCAGAACGAAAUUUUCCAGAAAGAGUGCGCUCGUCUCGGAAGGCGUCACCCGUGGCUCUCUUGCUGUCUCUACUUCGCGCAGAGCUCCCAGCCUCUUGCCCACAACGCGCCCACGGCUUCUUCAUCCAACCACGUGGAUACCAGGCAGGGCUCCGUCAAGAGUCGGAGGUACCACCAGAGCACAGUCGACACGGAUGAUGUAGUGGAUCCUCGGGAUGUCUCUAGCUACAAAUUGCAACCGGAUUCAAGAUGGAAUAUACGACCGACGGCACCAAUAUACGUUCCGAACGACGAUAUAAGAAAUGCGCGUACUCCAACGCCGCAAAACAUACCGCAUAGCUCGUCGCAUACUCAAAGUAUAGCGUCGAUGCACAGCUACAGAAACAAUAUUGACGUACCGAGCGAUUACCAGAAUCUUCGAUCUCGGUCGCCAUCUUGUUAUUCAAACAAAAUGGCGGCGUCUAUUGGCGCGAACGACUGGGCUUUAAUGGCGAAUGCUGGAAACAAUGCUUGGAAGAACACUUCUUCUAAGCCCCACCCCGGGAGCGCCGCGACUCUUCCCCACCACGACACGUUGUCUCGACAGCUUCAGCAGAACCACAUCCACGGACCUUACGCCGAAUGUGACGCCGCACAUGCCCCUCCCUCCCCUCGACACGUCAUCAAGGACGAGGAAAGUCCCCUGCAUUACCCUCAAGGAUACCAAACCACUCGAAGCUACAAUCAUGACUUCAGGAAUCCGCACGUCUUCAUAUCGCAGCACGCCCCUGGAAGUCAAGAGAUGAUUUUUCGGAAGCACUACAAAGACGAGAACCGCAGAAAACACCAUCAUCACCAUGGAAGCCAGAACGUGAAUCACACUUACUCGGAGAUCGCUUCCCAACAAGGCAGGAUCUAUCGACGCGGUUCUGAAGAGUUUCGAGUGAUCCAAGACGAUCCGGUUUACGAAGAGAUAGAACGGAACGAGACGAUGAUGUCGGAUGUGUCCGACGAUAACUCCGGACCGGAUAAUUGUCGGCAGAAUCCGGGACAUCACGGUUCGACGAGCUCCAAAUUCUUUGGAGACCAUCGUCCUUUAAUAUCGUAUAGCCCUGGUGAAAGACUUCAUCACGACCCAGAGCAUUACGGCAAAUAUGGCAAAUGGGAUGCCCUGGACAGAUCGUAUGAUACAAGGCAUGCGUACGAAAGUGGAAGGUUAAUGCAUCCCUAUCAUCAGCCGCAAGAGAACAACAUGCGGGCGUUGGCUGCCGUUCUGAACGGAGAGAACAACGUAGUUUGUCAUUUGGAGCCUAAUAACUCCUACGACGUGUAUCCCCAAGGCGGGAACCCAAGGACUGUAUCGCAGCCGAGUUUUUAAAUUCCUAAAAUAUCUAUUUUUGAGUGUUAGUGACCGUGCAGUGUACAGAUAGUAAAUUUUCUAUGAACCGUAGAGCAUAGAACACUCUAGGCAUAAACUUACGUGAUAGUACUUGUAGAAAACUUGCCAUAACGCGAACUCUUACGUAUAUUAUAUUUAUAGACAUUUAGAUGUAUUGUUAAAUUUAAAUCACUCUUUCCACUGUGAUCCUAUUUAAAUAUAACGGCUCAAGUUUCAAGCUGCGACCAUUUUGAUUUGUAACCGAGGACUAUUAGCAACUCUUGUAUAUAAUAAUUAUUAGUCCUAGAUUGACUCCGGUGUGACCUUUUCUAUCCUUUAGUUUAGAGCGCGUGCGCUUAAUCGAUUUUGUUAUCCGUACAAUACUUUGUAUUUUAAUAUAAUGUGGUAUUUAUUUAAAAAAAACAAGGCGACCUAAAUGCAAGUUCUGGAAAAUGUUAUCGAGACUGUCGAAUAAUGUUAAUAAUUACAAAUAAAUUCAAUUGUAAUAUGUAAUUGAUCUGUCGACUUAAGUAACGCUUUGGCACGUCCGUCUGUUGUAAUCUAUAUUUGAUACCUAUACUAAUAAACGCACGCGCUCUAUUUAUUGCCUUGUACACUCCUAAGGAUUCUACUCAUGACAUAAUGUAUCUAUGGUUAUUAGUAGGUACGAAUAUCUGUGAUGUGUCAUUUUAUGCUUUAGUUUAAGUUUGAUGUACAUUCAACUUCACUGCCAUAAACAUUUAUAAUUUCUUCGGCAGCUCUUAUAUUUCGAUCGAGAAAAUCCAUCCAACCUUUAUUAGACUGACCCACUGAAUGUUGUGCACUUUGUAAAUUAGUUAACUAGCGUUUUAUUAACAUUUCUACGUAUUGUAGACUUCUUAAACGCCAUGAAAUAACUAUGUAUUAAGGAAUUGUUUUAUCGUAGUAAGAUUGUAACCUGGUUCUUAUUUCUUGUAUAUUUUGAGUCGUCUAAGCAAUAAUACAGACUGAAGUAUUGUAUAAAUAGUUGGUUAUGAACGCUAACGUUUAUAAAAUACUUUAAAGGGGCUAAAAGAUGCUAAUGGUAGGCGCGCGUAAUAUUUUCGGUCAUUGUCUCUGAUGCCGACAUUGGUUUUAGUGAGAGUGACACGGAGAACUGACGAAAGCAUUUGAGUGAAGGAGAAAGAUAAGGGUCAUUGACCGAAAUUGUUUUAACCGCGCGAUGUCACUAAAGGCAUGGUUAUAUUUUGUAUCUAGGUAUACUAGUCUAUCCCCUUAUGUAAAGUUUGUCAUGUAUUAUGUUAUUUUUGUUUUAUUGUAUUUUAAUAACGUUGAAUAUGUAAAGUAGAAGGAACAGAAUUUGUAAAUAAAUUAAAGUUUAUAUAAAUAAAGAGUGGUUGUUCUGUGAGGAUGGCCGCGGAAUUUAAAA
This is a messenger RNA of Leptidea sinapis, 6306 nucleotides long. It is a transcript of the gene Cirl, whose product is annotated as latrophilin Cirl. Gene Ontology annotation, biological process: cell surface receptor signaling pathway; adenylate cyclase-activating G protein-coupled receptor signaling pathway. Gene Ontology annotation, molecular function: G protein-coupled receptor activity; carbohydrate binding. NCBI's taxonomy places the organism in Eukaryota, Metazoa, Arthropoda, Insecta, Lepidoptera, Pieridae. The coding region runs from base 273 to 4898 and encodes 1541 amino acids. The record is from RefSeq and is a predicted model, not a curated record. Gene Ontology annotation, cellular component: membrane. The transcript has 24 exons.